Calidris pugnax (ruff) is the source of this 2303-nucleotide messenger RNA. RefSeq names its product CREB regulated transcription coactivator 1 (gene CRTC1). Gene Ontology annotation, molecular function: cAMP response element binding protein binding. The coding region runs from base 1 to 1803 and encodes 600 amino acids. The transcript is spliced from 15 exons. Gene Ontology annotation, biological process: positive regulation of transcription by RNA polymerase II. NCBI's taxonomy places the organism in Eukaryota, Metazoa, Chordata, Aves, Charadriiformes, Scolopacidae. Gene Ontology annotation, cellular component: nucleus; cytoplasm. The record is from RefSeq and is a predicted model, not a curated record.
AUGGGGUUUCACGUGGUGUUACAGCUGCAGAAAACCCAAUAUUUGCAACUGGGACAGAGUCGUGGCCAGUACUACGGUGGGUCGCUGCCAAAUGUGAAUCAGAUUGGAAACAGUGCCAUGGAUCUGCCCUUCCAGCACAACGGAGCUCUGGCAGAAGCCUUUGGAGCAGUUCCUGUCUCUUUGACUCCUUUUCAGUCGUCAGCUUUGGACACGAGCAGAACAACCCGGCAUCACGGGCUGGUGGACAGAGUGUAUCGUGACAGAAACCGCCUGGGCUCCCCGCAUCGACGCCCUCUCUCUGUGGAUAAACACGGAAGACAAGUGGACAGCUGUCCCUACGGCACUGUGUAUCUGUCACCUCCGUCGGACACGAGCUGGAGAAGGACAAAUUCUGAUUCUGCCUUGCACCAGAGUACUAUGACCCCAGCUCAACAAGAAUCCUUUUCAGGAGGGUCACAGGACAUGCAGCAGAAAAGAGUUCUAUUACUGACUGUCCCUGGAAUGGAGGAAACCACCUCUGAGGCAGACAAAACUCUCUCUAAGCAAGGAUGGGACACUAAAAAGACUGGGUCAUCAAGACCUAAAUCAUGUGAAGUUCCAGGAAUCAACAUCUUUCCAUCAGCUGACCAGGAAAACACUACAACACUGAUUCCUGCCACGCAUAACACGGGUGGCUCCCUGCCAGACCUGACCAACAUCCACUUCCCUUCCCCGCUCCCCACACCCUUAGAUCCCGAGGAAUCCACAUUCCCAGCCCUGAGUAGCUCCAAUAGCACCGGGAAUCUUGCUGCCAACCUGACUCACCUGGGCAUCAGCACCGCCAGUCAGGGAAUGACGACGACGCCAGCCCCUUCCCAGCAGCACCGUCAGCCGACGGUCAGUCCCCUGUCCCUGGGCACGGACUCGCGGCGACCACAGUCCCAGCAGAUGUCUCCGACGCUCUCCCCUCUGUCACCCAUCACUCAGGCCGUGGCUAUGGAUGCGUUGUCUCUGGAGCAGCAGCUUCCCCCCUACCCUUUUUUUACCCAAACAACUUCCCAGCAGCAGCAACAGCAGCCCCAGGUGGCGAGUACCCUGCCCCAGAACACUCCUCUCAUGCAGAGCUCGGGCCUUCAGCGAGGAACGCAGCUCCCACCGCUCUCCGUCACCGUCCCCUCCACCAUCCCCCAGUCCCCCCCGGGCAGCCAGACCCAGCCCUCCAUGGGAAUAGACAUCAACUCGGCUUCACUCCAGCAGUACCGCAGUAAUGCUGGCUCCCCAGCCAACCAGUCUCCCACCUCUCCUGUCUCCAAUCAAGGCUUCUCUCCUGGCAGCUCCCCUCAACAUUCUUCCAUUCUGGGGAGUGUAUUUGGUGACUCCUAUUAUGAUCAGCAGAUGACAGCUAGGCAGGCUAAUGCCCUAUCCCAUCAGCUGGAACAGUUUAACAUGAUAGAAAACGCCAUUAGUUCCAACAGCCUGUACAGCCCCUGUUCCACCCUUAACUACUCCCAGGCAGCCAUGAUGGGACUCACGGGCAGUCAUGGCAGCUUGCAGGACUCACAGCAGCUCAACUACUCCAGCCAUGGAAACAUCCCCAACAUCAUUCUUACAGUGACGGGAGAGUCCCCUCCCAGCUUAUCAAAAGAACUGACCAGCUCCUUGGCGGGAGUGGGCGACGUCACCUUCGACGCGGAUUCCCAAUUCCCUCUGGAUGAACUCAAAAUUGACCCUUUAACCUUGGAUGGACUUCACAUGCUCAACGACCCAGACAUGGUCCUCACCGACCCCGCCACAGAGGACACGUUCAGGAUGGACAGGCUGUGAAGGCAGGGAGGGGACACCGGGAGCCUGGGAAUGACCCUUUUGUGUUCCUUGGAGCCCAGCCCGACCGGAGAGUCCGAUGGGUCAGUGGUUUGGGAAGAGGAGGAGCUGCUGGGAAGUGGUGGCUCCGUCCUGUUACAACCUUGUACCAUGAGUAAAGCUUGUCGUUCUGAGCUUGCAGCGCUGCAGCCCCCCGCUCCCCGGCGCGCCCUUCGUCACCCCGCUCAUUGCCAUUAACGAGGAAGGAGUUUCCAUCACCCUUUUUUUCCUCUCCGGACCCCUCUUCCCCCUUCCCACCCUUCCCCCCCCCCCCACCAAAGCUCCAGCGUUAUCAAUUUAUCCUUUGCACUAGAAAAGGGGGUGGUGGUUUUAUUUUUUUGGGGAGGGAGGUUCAGAGCGAAGGGUCAAGCGAUUCUUUCCAUCCUACCAAAUUAUUGGCUGCUGUUUGAGAGGGGGAGUGAUGUCUGUGUGUCCCCCUCCCCUUUUUUUGUGUGUGUCCCCCC